UUUAGGCCUAAACAAAGCGUUGAAUCGGGGGUGCAUUUUACCAGUGCGUAAAAUACUAUUUGUUACGUCAUAAUUGAUGAGGUUUAAAACUGAACAGAAAAACUGAUUCGAUCAUUCUUAUCUUCGUUGUGGACUGGACAACCUAGUGUUAAUCAUUGGACGCGCAUUCACUUAUUUUACACGGAAAAAACACGGAGAGUAAAGGGGUCAGAGGUCAAACGUGAUGACCUCACCCUCAUAGAUAUUGAACUCACAGCCUCUUGAGGACCCUAUCAAUAAUGCUGAUGACAUGCAGGAUGAAGUCAGAUAUGAAAAAGAUCAGCCUGAUACUGGGAGCCUGGACCAGUUCUUUGCUGAUCAAGAAAUAGCCAGCCCAACUCAGUCAAUAGCGGCUGAACCGGAGGCAGAGAUGCAGGAGGCUGGUCUGAAGUCAGCUGACCCAACCCAGUCACUAGAGGCUGAAAUAGAAAGUGAGAUGCAGCCUGAUCUAGAGACACCCGGCCCAUCCCAUGUACAGGAGCCACACCAGACUUCUCUACUUAACUCUGGAGACCUGAAACUGGAGGAUACUGAUGUGACCUUCACCACCACGCCCACGGCCCCCCAGGCUGCAACGUCCCAAAACAGCCUUGUCAGGUGGCAAAGAAGCUCCCCAGACCUCUCCACCUUUGUGCAGGACAUGACUGACAAACACUGGAAUCUGUUGAGUGCGAAUAUGCGUGCCAAGUUAACUAGAGAUGAGUUUACUGCCAAGUGCAUGGACAUUGUCACAUGGGUGAAGAAGAUCAAAUCGACAGUUGUGGUUCCAGCCCUUGACCUCACCAUGCAGAUAGAGCUGACUGAGUUGCCAGGCUCUCCUGGAUCAGGAAGUGAGGAGGCAGUAACUUCUCUCUCCCGCACUGUGAGAUUAAGUUGUACUCAAGGCCCCAGCAGGAGCACCAGCUCUAAAACUUCCUGGAGCACACCUACACCUUUCCCAUCCACUCCCAGGUCCAUGACCUCAUUGCUGAGUGAAAGGGACGAUGAAGACUUGAUCCCUGGAGAGUUCACAUACCUCUCGACACCUGAGGGGGAAAAUAGAGAGGUGAAGGGCAGACCCUGCUCAGAACCACUCAGGUCUGUGUUUGGCCUGUCUCAGAGCUGUGUUUUCAAUCAAAUGGUCCACAGUGGAGCAUGCAGGUCGCUGAGUGAGAUUGUACUGCCAUCCAGCCGGAGUAGGCAGAGGAAGCUCAUGCCCAUCAUCGUCUCCACAGACACCAGAUUGGUAAUGAAAUUGUGGAGAUGGUGAUGAAAG
Oncorhynchus gorbuscha (pink salmon) is the source of this 1294-nucleotide messenger RNA. RefSeq lists its product as uncharacterized. NCBI's taxonomy places the organism in Eukaryota, Metazoa, Chordata, Actinopteri, Salmoniformes, Salmonidae. The coding region runs from base 290 to 1288 and encodes 332 amino acids. The record is from RefSeq and is a predicted model, not a curated record. The transcript has 7 exons.